Molecule: messenger RNA, 1071 nt
Organism: Protobothrops mucrosquamatus (brown spotted pit viper)
Lineage: Eukaryota; Metazoa; Chordata; Lepidosauria; Squamata; Viperidae
Product: zinc finger protein 420-like
Exons: 5
Coding region: 1-1071 (356 amino acids)
Biological process (GO): regulation of transcription by RNA polymerase II
Molecular function (GO): RNA polymerase II cis-regulatory region sequence-specific DNA binding; DNA-binding transcription factor activity, RNA polymerase II-specific
Source: RefSeq, a predicted model, not a curated record
AUGGAGCCUGGGAAACUCUUGGAUCCCCCGUCAGACACAAGCAGCACUCUGAAAAACCACAAAAGAACCCAUGAAUGCUUAGAGUGUGGGAAAUCCUUUGCUCGCCGGUCCCUCCUUUUGACCCACAGGAAGGUCCAUGUGGGAAGCGGAUCCAGUGAAGGAUUGGAGGGAAGACUUAAAAUCCACGAGAGAAUUCACACGGGGGAGAAACCUUACACGUGUUGGGAAUGUGGGAAGAGCUUUUCCCAGAAGGGCGGCCUUCGGGCCCAUGAGAAGAUUCAUGCCGGAAUAAAACCUUACAGGUGCUUUGAGUGUGGAAAAAGUUUCACCGAGAGUUCGUAUCUUCGGAAGCAUUGGAAAACGCACACGGGGGAGAAAAACGAAAAGUGCCUCGAAUGUGGGAAGUGUUUUACCUUGAAAUCAUACCUGGUGCAGCAUCAGAAACGUCACACUGGAGAGAGACCCUAUGAAUGCCCGGAAUGUGGGAGACGAUUUGUACAUUCUUCUGAAUUUCAGAAACACCAGAGGAGGCACAAAGGGGAGAAACCCUAUGAAUGUGGGGAGUGUGGGAAAGGUUUUCUUACUCAAACAGAGAUUCAGGUUCAUCAGAGGAUCCACACGGGGGAGAACCAUCGCAGAGUCCACACAGGAGAGAAGCCGUACAGAUGUGUAGAAUGUGGAAAAUGUUUUGUAAGGAAAAGGAACCUUUGGAGACAUCAUGAAACCCACACAGGGGAGAAGCCAUAUCAAUGCAUCGAAUGUGGACGAUUUUAUCAUACUGCAUCAGCCGUUAGAUGUCAUGUGGAAACUCACACAGGGGAGAGAAAUUACAAAUGUUUAGACUGUGGGAGAACAUUUGCUCAUUCAUGUUCCCUUAUACGUCACAGCCAAAUCCAUAUAGGAGACAAGCCCUAUAAAUGCUUGGAGCACACCAGAAGUCACACAGGGGAGAGGCCUCACAAGUGUGUAGAGUGUGAGAAAACUUUUCAUUGUAAAUCUCAGCUAAAAAGGCAUCAGAAAGUCCAUAGUACAGCGGCUUAUGCCAAGGAGGCCGAUUUUACAUGUCCUUAA